This is a messenger RNA of Sinocyclocheilus rhinocerous, 1745 nucleotides long. It is a transcript of the gene snapc2, whose product is annotated as small nuclear RNA activating complex, polypeptide 2. Bases 234 to 1526 code for a protein of 430 amino acids. The record is from RefSeq and is a predicted model, not a curated record. The transcript has 5 exons. Gene Ontology annotation, cellular component: nuclear body. Lineage: Eukaryota; Metazoa; Chordata; Actinopteri; Cypriniformes; Cyprinidae. Gene Ontology annotation, molecular function: RNA polymerase II general transcription initiation factor activity. Gene Ontology annotation, biological process: snRNA transcription.
GUUGUUUGUGACCAACCUUGUGUUACGGAAGUUUAUAAAGUGAAUUCUCAUCUACUUUAUUAUAAAUAAUUCUAUUUGAUGGCUGAUGUGAAGUUCUGAAUUGAUGAAGCUGUGUGAAUAAAUUUGGCGCUGUCCUACAGCUUAUCUUGUAAGUAUCUGUCAUAUGAAGCUAUCGGUGCCUAUUUGAGCAAUUUGGAAGUAAGUGGGAUAUGACUUUUAUGUAAUCGGCAACUAUGAAACCUCCAUUUCGUCGUCGAACUGGACCGUCGCGCUUUCUGAUUAAGAGCACUGAGGAAGAGUCGAGUGUGAGUGCCAGAUCCCUCUACAAAGGAUGGAAUCGCAAAGAUCUUCAGAAAUUUUUGCAAGCUUUGAAACAGCAGCAGAAUUUUGAAUCGGCAUUAGAUCUGACUGAGAUUCAAAAGAAAGUUCCCCAACGUUCUCUCAAAGAGAUUGAAGACCUCAUAAUGACCCUGAAGUCACGUGUGCUACAGAAGGUGUAUCUACAGGUCCAGAGUCAGAGGAGAGAGGAGCGCAAAGCUAAAGUUCCCGUUGAAUUGUGGGCAGAGCUGGUACAGAAAAUCUCUAGACCCUAUGAGAAGACAAUUUCUUCUGCCUUUUCCCAGAUGCUUGUGAUUGCUGCCAUUGAGCCCUGUGGCCUGAUGCACUCUGAUCCUCCACACCCCAUCAUACAAACACCUGCUUUCUCCAGUCAACACCCUGUUCAGUCCCCUAAAACCCCAUCUCGGCCUUCUACCUCAGACAUGAGCCCAAAUUCCAGCAUUUCUUCUCCCUCAGUUGCAUCUCUUAUUCAGCCUGACUCUAGUUCUAAUGCUGCUGAUCAUAUUAGCCAACUCGAUAAUACAUCAGGCAGUUCACUAGUGCCUAAAAUGCCUGAAACACCCACACCAAGAUCCUUACAGAUAACAAGAAGCCCAAGCCAACUGCAGUCAGAAGCAGAACCAACAGCAUCCAGUCCUAUUUCCACUGGCCCAGUGUCACCGUCAGUCUCCCCAAAUAAGCACAAUCAAGUUAAUUUGGAACUGUUAGAUCAUGAUUACCUAUGCAAACCAAGAAUGCUGAAGAGUGUUGUGAAUUUUGACAAGAUUUAUCAAUAUCUAAGUGACAUUGACUCCAAAACCUGCAAUUCAGCUCUUACUUCAAUGGAGAGUGCAGUGCUGUUGGAUAUGCUCAUGUGUUUGCCUGAGGAGCUCUCCUUACUGGACUGCAAAGAACUUCAACAUCAUUUUCUCCAGUUACACUCACAGCUCACCAAACCUGCAGAAAUGCCAGCUUCCUCUUCAAACAGUGACAGGGACGUCCUACAGGCUAAUGUAGCCGAUUCUACUGCAUUAACACCCAAACUCAGGCCUACUACGGGAUCCACUAAAGAGCCCUCCAGUGAGUCAUCGGUCACAGAACCAGCAAAGGACAAAAAAGACUGGGCUGCAGCUGGCACCUGUCCUCUCAAUCCUUUGUUAGUUCCGGUAGCCUUGCUGAAAACAUCGGCCCUAGAUUCUGAGAAAUGAUAUGCUUAGCCAGUCUCAGGCUUUUCAGAAUUCAACUAAUUAACGUUCUGUGUGGGUCUUAUGUUUCACUUUGCUACAGGUUCAGAUGUUGUUCUUUUGCCUGGAAAAUGUGUGCAUAUUAAGUAUUCAUACUGUUAUAUUGAUAUGUAAUAAAUAUAUUUAAAUUUCAGAAUGAUGAUUCUGUUAAAAUAAGUUUGCUGUAAAAAAUAGCCAAGACAU